UCAUAACAUGGAAAACUGGUUAGACAGUCUGCCCUAGUGCCACCAUGCCAAACAUUACAAUUAGACCACCCCACUGGCAGGAAGAAAAUACACAGGAAAAAGCCCAGCAGCCUUGCUUGCCAGGCUAAUAGACACACGGCUGGGGAACAAGACUAGUUCAGCUACAUCGUGAUGCAGUGGCUCCAGGAUGGAACAACUAGCUGGGCUUGGCUCUGCCUGUCCUGCUGCCUCCUGCUGAGUGCCUGGUGCCCGGUGGGGGCGGAGGUGGGACCCACACCCGACCCAGAGUCAGGGGAGCUCAUGCAGGGAGACUGGGAGUGGGGCUCCGGUUCCUUCAACCUCCAGGAUCUCCUCCACAGCUUCCCCGCCGACAGCCCCUUUGUGACAGAGACUCCGGGGAACCCUGUCAACUGCUCCCAGCGCUUCUGGCUGCCCUCUGCCUCUCCAGUCUGCUGGGACGACAUCGCGGGGCCAGAGGAGUUUGAGCAGUCCCGUCUGCUGGUGCUCCAGAACAGGGCGGCCCUGCAGGCGGUGUCCCUGGCUAGCGAGGUGGUGGUAGAGGGGGGAACCUCAGCCUCGUUUAAACAGCAGGCCUUGGAGGACUUGCAGGUGGUGCGGGCGGACUACCUGAACGUGACAGAGACGACGGAGACCAUGCAGAAGGUGUUCCUCACACUGGAGGAGAAGAGGAAGGAGGGGACGGAGCACUGGACCUUCUCAAGUAUAAAGGAGCACAUUGCCAACACGAAGGACUCAAUCAAUGGAAGAGACCACGUGGCAGCCCUCCUAGAGAAACAGUUCUCCAGCCUAGAGAAGUCUUUACACAUCAUGCAACUCCGACUUGACAAACUAAUGGCACAGUGAAUUAUGUGUUCUUCAGGCUCUUUUUUUGUCAGCUUUUGAAUGAACCGUACCAUCAUGUAAUAUUUCCCACUAGAAAUGCAUGCAUACUCAGGGUAGGAAACCCUGUACAAAGCAUGAGGUGUACUUUCUCUGUAUUUGUACUGUAUUCUGUAUUUAUUCCUCCAUAGCGCCAUGUUACUAUUAAGUGUAUUUUAAUCGUAUGUAUCUGAAACCCAAACUGCAUGCAAAGCCUAAAGCAUCGGGGAGAUAUUGAUGGCAAUAAAAUCUAUUUCUAUA
Molecule: messenger RNA, 1140 nt
Organism: Coregonus clupeaformis (lake whitefish)
Lineage: Eukaryota; Metazoa; Chordata; Actinopteri; Salmoniformes; Salmonidae
Exons: 3
Coding region: 172-864 (230 amino acids)
Source: RefSeq, a predicted model, not a curated record